CCCUGGUUUUGUGUGCCACGUGACGUGAUAUCCUCUUCCUGGUGUCAACGUUUCGGCCGUAAUGGACUUUUAACUUCUUAAUUAGUUUGGAAACUAUGUUCUCAACUGUCUCAGCGUCUUAAAAACUACGAUCUGUACGUAAAAUAUACGGGGAAAAAUGGCAGAAUCGACUUUUGCCAUAUCUAUGGCUGUAUGUACGAUAUUUUGGUUAAUUGUUGGAGGAGUUGUGCCGUGGUUUAUUCCUAAAGGACCAAACCGGGGGGUUAUUGUUACCAUGCUGGUGUUGACUGCUGUCUGUUGCUACCUUUUCUGGCUAAUUGCCAUUCUAGCCCAGCUGAACCCUCUGUUUGGACCCGUGCUGAGCAACGACACUAUCUGGUACCUGCAGUACCACUGGCCCUAGAGUCUGCACAUCCCAGUCUGAAAGCAUGCACCACCAGGCCCAUGUUCAGAACCAGCCUGCUCACAGCCUGCUGUCUCUGUAUGGAAGGAACAUUUCCAUCCAUCUACCUUGUUAAUGCCUUAUCGAACAACCUGGGUCACCUCAGUCAGGGGAGCAUGCCAAAUUCAGGGCAGGGGGAAUAUUACUGUAAAUAGUCACAAUAGAGCUUAUUCAAACUUGAUCAUGGAAUUUGGAAAGAAGUCUAACAUGAAGAACUAUUACCAUGGAUGGAUGUAUUAUACAGAAAAGCCUCCUGGUGCCUCAUAAUGUUCAAAUAAUUUUCUCAUUUACAAACUACUCUGUGCCAUCACACAAUAUGUGCAAAUAUUAGUGCAGCUACAACAAUAAUAAUGUGUAAAAUUACUUGUUGAAAAAUGCAAUGCCUGCUGAAGGAUACAGUAAUAGAGUGGAAUGCGAAUUGUGGUGUACUUCAUAAAACAUGAGUAUUUGACGUAUAUCUUUUAUCAGUGUUUUGAAGAAAUAAAACUUGGAUUUUAUCCAGUUGACUUCUACCCAAUUCAAACUACUUACAAAAGUUUUCUAAUAAAUCAGUUGCAAUCUCACUAAAAACUGAAAUUCAUCCAGAGUAGCUGUAGUAAUUCUGUAAUUUUACAUCCAUUCACCUACAAGCACCCCCAUCUUUCAGUGGCAAAGAUCCUGUUCACCUUGCUUGGUAUAGGAUAUGAUUAAGGAAAUGUAAAAUAAAGUUUGUUAAGAAAAGAAAAGAAAAAA
This is a messenger RNA of Anguilla anguilla (European eel), 1174 nucleotides long. RefSeq names its product V-type proton ATPase subunit e 1-like. The coding region runs from base 158 to 403 and encodes 81 amino acids. Gene Ontology annotation, cellular component: proton-transporting V-type ATPase, V0 domain. The transcript has 4 exons. Gene Ontology annotation, biological process: proton transmembrane transport. Gene Ontology annotation, molecular function: proton-transporting ATPase activity, rotational mechanism. The record is from RefSeq and is a predicted model, not a curated record. NCBI's taxonomy places the organism in Eukaryota, Metazoa, Chordata, Actinopteri, Anguilliformes, Anguillidae.